ACGUAGCGGCAAGUGCCUUCAGACGUUCGAGGGCCACAGCUCCUACGUCAGCUCGGUGGCCUUCUCCCAUGAGUCGAUCUGGCGUCCACGUCCCGCGACUGCAUGUCAAGGUGUGGGACGCGCGCAGCGGCAAAGUGUCUUCAAACAAUCGAGGUUGAGAAGAUACUCUAUAGCAUCUCCUUCUACCCUAGUAACAACUACCUACACACUGAUGUUGGUGUUAUAAACAUCAGUACUCUACCAAUUUCAACUCCAGCAUUAACUAGUGCAGAAACUCAGAUCGCUUAGUAUCAAGGCGUGGCUUUAGGUGUAGCUAGAGCAUGGAUAACAUACAAUUCAGAUAACUUCUUA
Molecule: messenger RNA, 351 nt
Organism: Lindgomyces ingoldianus
Lineage: Eukaryota; Fungi; Ascomycota; Dothideomycetes; Pleosporales; Lindgomycetaceae
Exons: 1
Coding region: 103-288 (61 amino acids)
Source: RefSeq, a predicted model, not a curated record